GUGAACUAUCUCCGGACUCGGCCAUAUUGAAAUAUUGAAUGUCUCUGUUACACAAGGGCUCAAGAGUAGCCGUGAAAUUUUCGCGUGAUCCUCGACGAAGAGAGGAUAAAAGACAUCAUGGAAAAUACGUACAGCAUUAACGUUACCAAUAAAUUCUCGGUACCGUUGUUGGGUGAUGACGCAGAUCUGCACGAGAUUAUGCAGCAACGGGAACAAGAGAAGGAAGCUAAGAAAAAGGAGAAGCUUACAGAGAAGGAGAAUAAGAGUAAGCAGCCGGACGCUCAAAAGCCACCCGGUAACAAACCGCAAAAAGCUCGAGUGAUAAAGGAUGCACAGCCACCAGCCGUGAAGGUGCAAGAUCCAAAGAAAGAGCAAGUAGACAAAAAGCCUCCGCAACAGAGAACUAGUGGUGGAGAGCGCAUCGUUAAAUUUUCUGGAGAAAGUAGGGAAGAACGCAAUAAUAGGCGCAAUCGUGAAGAUGGCGAAAGGACGCCUCGUGGACAAGGAGAAUUAAGACGUGGACCUCCUGGCGAGGGACGUGAAACGCGAGAAUUUAGAAAUUCUAAUGAUACUCAACAACGUGGGGAAUAUGGAGAGCGUAGGGUUCGUGGUGGAAUGCGUGGAAUGGGACGUGGACGUGGAGGGCCACGUGGACGUGGUGGAUACGAUAGCCGUGGAAAACGUGAAUUUGAUCGUCAAUCUGGCUCCGACAAAACCAGCGGGAUUAAACCAGUGGAUAAAAAAGAUGGUGCUGGUAGCCAUAACUGGGGUACCCACAAUGAUGAAAUUGAGGAAAGUUUGAAUCCAGAGAGUCAAGAUUGGCCUAACGAGAAACCUGACGGAGAUGCUCCACAAGCAUCCCCGGAAACAAAAGAAGGGGAAACGAAUCCGGACGCAGUGGAAGAAAAACCAGCCGAAGAAGAAUCGCGUGAAUUGACAUUGGACGAAUGGAAAGCUCUGCGUAAUAAUAGAGCGAAGCCUCAGUAUAAUAUACGCAAAGCUGGAGAAGGUGAAGAUUUGACUCGCUGGAAAAAGAUGUACGCACUCGAAAAAAAGAAGGAAAGCGCCGAGGAAGACGAAGAAGACGAAGAAGACUAUGACGCAGCAGCGGAAUAUCCACAACGAGUUGGUAGGCAGAAACGUGUGUUAGGAAUCGAGAUACAGUUCAGUGACUCUCGACGUGGUGCCGGUGGACGUGGUCGAGGACGAGGUGGCCGUGGGGAACGCGCCAACAGCCGUGGAUUUGGAAAUCGUGGUGGCGCUCCAAGAGAUGGAGAACCACGUGGUCCUCCUCCACAAGUUGAGCAAAGGUCGCCUCGUGGACGUCAAAACGCUCCAAAAGUAGACGAUGAAAAUGACUUCCCAUCAUUGGGAUAGGUGGUUUCGUUCAUCAUCUACACAGUAUCCCACCAUUACCACCAUCAUCAGUACUACUACCACAGAUAAAAUUACCACUAAUACUAAAAAAAUAUUACUAUCAACAUUUUUGCGUCAGUGACAACGUUAAAUGCAUAAUACAGUACACCUUUGCAAAAUGAGAUACGUAAUUUACCUAAAUAAAUCAUAGCGCAUGAAUGCGCUCUUACAUAUUGGCACGUUGACGUACACAUAAAAAGUCGCAUGAUAUGAACAAAAUAUAGAUCACGAUCCUUUUUUGUACUUGUAACAACUGAGUUUGUCCGUAACUAGUUACGAACACUAGUUCGCAGAUGAACAGUAAUAAGAACGAGGCUGGAUAUUCAUGGACUUGUUAAUAAUUGUGAAUUUGAUCAAUACUAGACGAAAAAUAUAUGGCUGAAAGACUUUAAAGCGGACCAGCAGGAAUAUAAUAUCAAAAGAUAUAGUCAUUUUACAUGAUAGUUUGAAGCUACUUAAAUCCAAGUGAAAUACUGUUUCAAACAGAAACGAAAUUAUUCCAUCUGUAUACAAAGGAGUUGAGGCGGUUCACCCUCGAUUUUUAAUUUUGAUGUCGUAUAUCGAAGGCCUAAGGAGGCUGGCCAUAGCACCGACUUUCACAGACACGUGUAUAAUAACUUGUUAGGCGGUAAAUUUUAAACAUUCUUUCUGUUUUAUAAUUUUGAUACGGUGUUAGGAAAAGCCUUCCUUCAUAACUGACAAGUUGUUGUUUGUCAAACAUAAAACGUAAGACUUUUAAAGCGUGUAUUUCUAUCUAAGAAAACAUCUCUGAUAUUAAAGUGUCUACUUAGGUAUGCUAAGUUUGGCUUAUAUAGAAAUAUAUAGGGAUUUUCCUUUCAAUGAUGUAACCGGUCUGUAAGAAGUUAACAUUUAAGUAAAUAUUAGACACACUGAUACACAGCUUUACAUAUAUAUUAUAUAACGAAUUUAAGAAAGUGCGAUCGAAACACGUUGAGAGGGACGAUAGUACGAAUCCAGUCUUAUAUAGUUACGUUACGCGUCAAUCAUCAUGUUCUAUGACCCGCUAUAUUAGUUAUCUAUUGUAUUUGUUACAUGUAAUAUGAACGGAUACUACAGCCAAAAAUUCAAACCCUCUCCAUAAUGCGAAAAUGUUAUAAAGUUGUUCGAAGCUUAGGUAUAUGUGUAAAUAACAUGAUAUUUACAGUAAUAAAUCGUGACCACACGAGUCACUUUGGACUUGACUACCUAACCAGUCGACUUACGGAGAAAGAUAGAAAAGGUUUUUAUUUGUGCAGUAUGUGAAGAAUGUGAGUACAAAAGAGAGGAAACAAAAAAAAGAAAAGUGUGUACCAACUUACAUCGAAGUCUUCGUUAUAAGGCACGAUGAGAAUUGGACGUCACUGAAAGCUAUGAAAAAAGAGAAAAAUAUGAGAGGUGCUGUACCCAAUAAAGUUAUGAGUCAAAUUUCAUUGUAA
Molecule: messenger RNA, 2852 nt
Organism: Colletes gigas
Lineage: Eukaryota; Metazoa; Arthropoda; Insecta; Hymenoptera; Colletidae
Product: plasminogen activator inhibitor 1 RNA-binding protein-like
Exons: 6
Coding region: 118-1377 (419 amino acids)
Cellular component (GO): cytoplasm; nucleus
Molecular function (GO): RNA binding
Source: RefSeq, a predicted model, not a curated record